This is a messenger RNA of Daucus carota subsp. sativus, 2061 nucleotides long. RefSeq names its product UDP-glucose iridoid glucosyltransferase. The coding region runs from base 506 to 1861 and encodes 451 amino acids. NCBI's taxonomy places the organism in Eukaryota, Viridiplantae, Streptophyta, Magnoliopsida, Apiales, Apiaceae. The record is from RefSeq and is a predicted model, not a curated record. Gene Ontology annotation, molecular function: UDP-glycosyltransferase activity. The transcript has 2 exons.
GGAUCGACCUGCUCAGUUAAUCACUCGAAGUGGACUUGACAGAGGUCCUCUUGACCUAGAAUUAUUACCAAUCAUAAUUCAACAUUUACCAAAUGAAAGUAACCUUACAGAGUAUCUUGAUCAAGCCAACUCAAGAAGCAAAAUGGCACUUGAGCACUUGUCCUCUUUCAGAUGUGACAUAUACCUCCCACUUAUCUUCAUUCUUGCUUUCUUAACUUUCAUUGAUAAUGGCAGAUAGUUUGUGUGGUUGUUUCCAUCUUUUGGGGGUCUAAUCACUAUCGUCGCACUAUUAUUUUUCAGGACAUCAACUUUUUUCUUGGCGUUAAGUGCUCACUUCAGCACAUGGUUUUGGUCCAUAUUUUGAAAUUUGAGGUUCAAGUCGACGUCUGUGCUCCCAUUGUCUUUCUGACUCCGAGUUUUAACUGUUUGUAGAUUGUUCUAAAGCUUAUAUAAGGUUGUAUGAAGUGGUGCUGCAAUUAAGCUAAGCAAUUUGACCAUAGAGAAGAUGGAAAACCAGAGGCUUGGACGUUUGGUUCUGGUAAUAUAUCCACUACAAGGCCAUGCCACUCCAGUGCUUCAGCUCGGAGAUGUCCUUCACUCCAAAGGCUUUGCCAUCACCAUAGCACACACUAGGUUCAAUCCUCCGAAUCCUUCUAACCAUCCUCAUUUUAGCUUUUUACUCUUACCAGACAACUUACCUUAUUCUGAUACAUCACAAACUCCCAGUGUUGACGAUUUUGAGGCUAUUAAUCGCGACUGCCAUGCACCACUGCAGGAGUUAUUGGAGCUCAAGGAACAGAGGGUGGAUUGUCAGGUGGUUGGAAUUAUAUUUGAUUCUCUUAUGUACUUUGCAGCAACUGUUGCUGAUCAUAUCAAAAUUCCGAGACUUGUGUUCAUGACCAGCAAUGCUGCCUUUUACCAAGCAUUCGCUGCAAUUCCUCGUCUCAUGGCAGAAGGUUUCUUCCCUUUUCAAGAUUCCAUGUUGCAUGAGAUAGUACCUCAGCAAUACCCCCUUAGGUUUAAGGAUCUACCAGUACUCAGAGAAAACAUGGACAUGAUGCAGAAGCUCAUUGAUCUCGCAAGCAACUUCCAAAAAUUUUCAGCCAUUAUCUUAAACACCGUAGAUUUCUUGGAGCAAUCAUCUUUGUUGCAGCUUCAGCAGCAAUAUCAAGUUCCCGUGUUCCAAGUAGGCCCUCUAUCGAAAUUGGCACCAGCCAUAUCCACUAGUUUCUUAAAAGAGGACUCUAACUGCAUUGCAUGGCUGGAUAAUCAAACAGCUAACUCUGUUCUUUAUGUAAGCAAAGGGAGCCUGUCAAUGAGUGAUUCAAAAGAGUUAACAGAGACAUUUUGGGGACUGGCAAACAGUGGCCAAUCGUUCUUAUGGGUGGUUCGACCUGGCUCAGUUAGCGGCUCAGAGUGGACUGAAGUACUGCCAAAAGAUUUCAAAGAAAUCAUUGGAGAAAGAGGCUUGAUAGUGAAGUGGGCUCCUCAGAAGGAGGUAUUAACACAUUCUGCAGUAGGAGGGUUUUGGAGCCAUUGCGGCUGGAAUUCAACCAUGGAGAGUCUUUCUGAAGGAGUCCCUAUGAUAUGCUCUCCCCAGUUUUUUGACCAGAAGGUGAUUGCAAGAUACAUCACCCAUGAAUGGAAAGUCGGUCUGGAACUGGAUGGUGAGUUGGAGAGAGGGGGAAUAGAGAGGUGCAUACGAACAUUAAUGGUUGGCAAAAAUGGCGCGGAAAUGAGGGAGAGAGCAACUGAGUUGAAGCAAAUGACAAGUGUUUCUAUACAUGAGGGAGGUUCUUCUUAUAAUUCACUGAUUGAGUUGACAGAGUUCCUCUUGGCCAAUAAUAUUCCCCAAAAUUGAAUGUUAUUCAGAGUUAAAGCUGGUCAUUAACAAGUCCCAGGACUGCAGUCAGGUGGAAAAUUUCCAUCUCUUGCUUAAUAACAAGAAGAAAGUUGUGAUACAGAUAUUUACACGUUCUGGACCUUCUUUUGUAAGUCUCGACAGACUCAUGUAUGUUCAAGAAUAAUAACAUCAAUAAGAAGAAAGUUGUCAUUUCUUAA